Plasmodium malariae is the source of this 336-nucleotide messenger RNA. Its product is annotated as conserved Plasmodium protein, unknown function. Lineage: Eukaryota; Apicomplexa; Aconoidasida; Haemosporida; Plasmodiidae. The transcript has 6 exons. The record is from RefSeq and is a predicted model, not a curated record. The coding region runs from base 1 to 336 and encodes 111 amino acids.
AUGAUGAAAAAAAUUAUGCUUUCAAUUUUACUAUGUCUGUUGUCUUUUCAAUUAAGUCAUACAUUUAUAAAAGAAAAUGGUGAAAUUAAUGAUAAAAAUGUCAUAUUUAUGCAAAUAGACAGAGAUAUGAACGAGCCGCCUUAUUCUGUAAUUAACGUCUUCUACACGGAGUCACUCUUAAAUGAUGAUUUAGUUAAAGAAAUAGAAAACAAUAGAAAAAUGGAGAAAAAUAAAAUUCAAAAUUAUUUUAGAAAGAAUCUGUCUGCAAAUAAGUAUUUCAUGGAUUACUCUACUAAGCAAAAAGAACAAAUGGAGUCAUUAAUUGAUUUAAGUUGA